Messenger RNA from Mirounga angustirostris (Northern elephant seal), 2225 nucleotides. It is a transcript of the gene KNCN, whose product is annotated as kinocilin. Gene Ontology annotation, cellular component: kinocilium; neuronal cell body; cuticular plate. The record is from RefSeq and is a predicted model, not a curated record. The transcript is spliced from 5 exons. The coding region runs from base 283 to 657 and encodes 124 amino acids. NCBI's taxonomy places the organism in Eukaryota, Metazoa, Chordata, Mammalia, Carnivora, Phocidae.
AUGAAACAGCCUGUAUUGAGGAAAGAAUAAGCAAGCCUCCCUCUCUACAUUUCCAAUCAACAGGAGAGCAGGCAUCACAAAGGUUUCAAGUAGCCUUUAAUGACACUCCCCUGUCAAGAGGGAAAAGAUGGAGGCCUUGACUGAACACAGUGUCUCCCUCUGACGAAAUUCCCACUCUGAAGGUGGAGCUCCAACAAAGACACAUCCAAGAGAACCGAGCCCUCCAGGGCUUUCCUGGGGACAGGCGCCACCGGCUGCAGGAAGUACCCUGGGCAGGCCUGCAUGGACAUCCCCAUCAGCAGCAGAGACUUCCGCUGCCUACAGCUGGCCUGUGUGGCCCUCGGCCUGGUGGCCGGCAGCAUCAUCAUUGGUGUGUCCGUGUCCAAAGCUGCAGCUGCCGUGGGUGGCAUCUUUAUUGGCGCCGCCGGUCUGGGGCUCCUCAUCUUGGCCUACCCGUUCCUAAAGGCUCGGUUCAACCUGGACCACAUUCUGCCCACCAUAGGGAGCCUGAGAAUCCACCCCCACCCAGGGCCAGACCAUGGGGAGGGAAGAUCCAGUGCCAAUGGCAAUAAAGAGGGAACCCGCAGCAGCCUGUCCACGGUGAGCAGAACACUGGAGAAGCUGAAGCCAGGGGCCCGGGGGACUGGGGAGGGCUGAGGCAGGGGCUGAGGGGCUACACCCUGCCCUCCCUGCCUGCUACCCUGAUCUCACAGCCCUCCUGGGUCCAAACCAGAGGUGAACCGGGCCCUGGAGACACCAGCCCUGCAUUCGCUUGGGCAAAGCUCUUGCAAAUGGAUUCCAUGUGGCAGCAUUGGGCAGGGCCUGAAGCGGGGUACUGCUGGACGUUCCACAGGGGGCCCUUGUAUCAGGAUUUUGACCUGGUUUUUUCUCUCUGGACUGCAGCUCAGCAUCCUUCCCUUUUUGAUCUACUCACUGGUUUCUCUGGAAUUUGGGGCCAGAGAUAUCUCAGUCUCUUGCUCCAGGCUGGCCACAGAAAUGAACCACAGGGGGCGCCUGGGUGGCUCAGUUGGUUAAGCGACUGCCUUCGGCUCAGGUCAUGAUCCCAGAGUCCCGGGAUCGAGUUCCGCAUCGAGCUCCCUGCUCGGCAGGGAGUCUGCUUCUCCCUCUGACCUUCCUCCCUCUCAUGCUCUCUGUCUCUCAUUCUCUCUCUCUCAAAUAAAUAAAUAAAAUCUUUAAAAAAAAAAAAAAGAAAUGAACCACAGGCCCACAGCAACCACAGAUGGGAUCCCUCAGCCCUUAAGGCCUGGCCCUGGGCCUCUAGAGCUCACUGGCUAGGUGGAGGGGCUGGACCAGAUUUUUUCAGGUUCGCAAAAACUCUGGGCAACUCCUCAGGGACAGGCUCUUUGCAGCAGUGAACCGGAUAGGAGCAUGGCCUGGACAGACAAAAUGGUCACUGCCAUGACGCGGAGGCCAUUUGAGGCACCGACCCAGAGGCUUCCAGGAGGAGGUGGCUCCUGAGCUGAGUCCUGUCCUGACUCUUGUAUGUGACUCCACCCUUCAAGGCUUUUGGUGAUCUGACUCCAGACAAGACGCCAGCCUUCCCUCUUCGCCCCCGCCCUCUCACUGCUCCUGAACAAUCUCAAACAUUCCAGCCUCCAAGCUUUGGCUUGUGUUCUCUUGGAGGCCUCCCAUUCCUCUCUGCCCACCUCGGGGGCUCAGUCGGUUAAGUGUCCAUCUUCAGUUCAGGUCAUGAUCCCGGUGAUCAAGCUCCGCAUCGGGCUCCCUGCUCAGCGGGGAGCCAGCUUCUCCCUCCGCCCCUUACCCUUUCCAUGCUCUCUCUCUCUCAAAAAUGAAUAAAUAAAAUCUUAAAAAAAAAAAAAAAAAGCGGGCGCCUGAGUGGCUCAGUCGGUUAAGCAACUGCCUUCGCUCAGGUCAUGAUCCUGGAGUCCCGGGAUCGAGUCCCGCAUCGGGCUCCCUGCUCAGCAGGAAGUCUGCUUCUCCCUCUGACGCUCCCCCAUCUCAUGCUCUCUCUGUCUCUAUCUCAUUCUCUCUCUCAAAAUAAAUAAAUAAAAUCUUUAAAAAAAAAAAAAAAAGCCCCCACCUUGAAAGGCCCAGUUCCAAGGAUCCCCUUAACACAACACCCUCCUCAUCCCCUUCCUUUGUCUGUGCCUCCCUCUCUCCACAGUGGCCAGGCAGGCUGAAGGCUUCUUUUUCACAGAACAAUUACUAAUCCUACUAAAACCUACUGUACGUUGCCCUUUUCU